Balaenoptera acutorostrata (minke whale) is the source of this 6689-nucleotide messenger RNA. Its product is annotated as anthrax toxin receptor-like. Bases 4561 to 6336 code for a protein of 591 amino acids. The transcript has 18 exons. Lineage: Eukaryota; Metazoa; Chordata; Mammalia; Artiodactyla; Balaenopteridae. The record is from RefSeq and is a predicted model, not a curated record. Gene Ontology annotation, cellular component: membrane. Gene Ontology annotation, molecular function: signaling receptor activity.
CCGCAGAAAGGGGCGCCUAGGAGACCCGCUUCCCGGGCACCGCCCGCAGCAGAUCUGGACGCCGGGGUGCACGCCGGCUCCGCGCCCACUCGGCUGGGCCCGGCCCUCCCGCGAGUCCAGCUCUGCAAACCCCGGCCCGCCGUCCCCGCUGGUUCAGGCCUAGCCCCGCGCCUCCCAGGCGCGGGACCGAGGAGGGUGCCCUGGCGCGGACCUGCCUUUGGAGGUGGCCCUCGGGCCACGGCGGAGGCUGCACUUGCCGCUGCUCACUCGCCCUGUGCGCCGCGACUUCUACCCUCUUGGGUCGCGGGGACCCGGGCAACAGCCUGGUUGUCAGUGCAGGUAUUCCGUGUCCUGCGACUGCGGAUCCUCCGUGCUGCCCAGAGACCCCAUAAGCGCGUUGGACUCUCCUUCCGCCUCCAGGCUGAGCGGCCACGCAAGCUCCAUCUUUGUGGCGCACUGAGAAACUUCCAGACUUCACUGGAGCUGAUCGUCGGCCUCUCAGCCUUUCCUGAGCCUCCUCAGUUCUGAAAUGGCAGCAUUGUGCCAAAUAAUGGGAGCUUCCAGCAUAGCAUCCCGAACUGGAGAAAUUUCCACCACCUUGACCUUGGCUGGAGAACCAUUCACCGCUACCUCAGCCCAGACUGGAGAAGCUUCCACAGGGGCACCAGUCAUCACAGGAGCAAAGCAAACAAGUUGUAUGACUGCGAUGGUGUCUUCGACCUCUACAUCGUCUUGGAUGCAUGAGGCAAGGAGGUAGCUCAAGGCCUGGGGAUGACCCACCGAAGCCUCCGUAUAGAAUACAUGGAUCCAGAAUUUGAACUCUGGAAUCUUAGUCUUUGUUUUCAACAGUUUGAUUAUAGUGUACCUUGAUGUGGAUCUUUUUAUUUUAUUGCAUUUGGAGUUAGUUGAGAUUCUUGGAAUUGUACGAUCAUGUCUUUCAUCUAAUUUUGGACAUUUUUGGAUGUUAUUUCUUCAAAUAAUGUUUCUGCUUCUUUUUCUUAUUUGCUUCAAGAAUUCACACCAUAUGUUUGUUGGUCUGCUUAAGCGUGUCCUACAGGUCCCUUAGACUCUGACCACUUUUAUUCAUUCUUUUUUCUUUAUGCUCCCAACACUAAACAGUGGCAAUUGUCCUAUCCUCCACUUUGCUGAUUCCUUGCUCUGCCUAGUAAAAUUUGUUAUUGAACCACCCUAAUGAAUUUUUCAAUUUAUUAUUACACUUUCUGCUCCAAAAUUUCUGCUUGGUUUUUUAAUAAUUUAUGUUCUUGGUGAUAUUUACUUUCCUCAUAUAUCAUUAUCCUGAUUUCCUCUAUUUCUUUGUCUUUAUUUUCCUACCUCUGAGCAUAUUUAAGAUGCUUUUAAGUGUUUGUCUAGUAAGUCUCAUGCCUUGGCUUCUUCAGGAAUGGUUUCUGUAAUUUUAUUUAGUUCCUUUGAAUGAACAAUGAUCCUGUUUCUUUGUAUGUUUCACUUUUUUUGUUGAAAAUUAGGAUUUUUAUUACUAUAAUGUGGUAUCUCUAGAAAGCAGAAUUCACCACAGCUUACUGGGUUGUAUUUGCUUUUAUCUGUUAAUGUAGACUUGUGUAGUAGUCCGUUUAUUCUGCAACUUUUCCAAACUACUUUUGCAAAGAAUAUUCCUUGUUGUGUGAGAUCACUGGAGUUUCUGUUCCCCUAACUCUUAUUCACUGAAUGUAUUGACAGAGAUUUCCCAAAUGCCAGGAUCUGAAACAAACAUAAAACCGUUACAAAAUUGUAAAAAGACAUGGGGUGGCAGGGAGAGGCCACCUCUUCCAUUCUUUGCAGAAUGUUUCUUUGCUGGGACAUUCCUUUAGCACUUAGCUAGACUACCACUGAGCCUAGGGAUCAGCCUAAGGUGAAACUUAAGGUCUUCUCAAGACUUUCCUGAACUUUCUCCUGGCCUGAGCGUAUGUGUCUGUUUUUAAAUUCACCUAUGCCCACAGCUGAUUUUAAACAUCCUAAUUGACUCCAGCCAGGUAAGGAGAGUUUUACACAAUAAUUUGUAAGUAAGGUCGACACUGCUCCCUCUAGAUCAAGGACAACCUGGGACUGGACCAGUGAUCACGACCAAAACUGCCACCAUGCCAGAGAAGGUGUGGGAGAAAUGUGAUGAAAUAUGCAACAAAACUCCUACCAUUUUGAAAAUAGCUAUUUCUUGAUUGCACAUUUGCUUUAUUGUUGUAAUCUUUUUUUGUUUUCUAGGGCUCCUACAAAGUUGGUGCUGACAGCUUAUGGUUGUUUGUUCAAUGUCUCCAUGGGGGAACGAGGGCUUAGAUGUUCAGGUCUGCAGUUUUGGUGACAUCAUUCAUGCUACAAGUUUCUGUUUGCAAUUUUAUUUUCACAUUUGGGAGAAACUGAAUGAACAUAAAUUUUAAACCAAACACUAUUAUUGUUCACAACAAAAAUCUUGAGGCCCCUGACCCUUUCCUCCCCACUUUUGAUCUCACUUCCCAGAGGCAAGCCACUUACAAAUCUUCCAGAUUUUUCUUCUGAUAAUAUGACCGUGUUUCCAAUGCUGUGCUUGUAUCGACUGCUAUUUCCUGCUUUUUGAGGUUUAUACAUUCUCUAUUGAGUUCUUAUUAGGGGAAGAGGAAAAUUUAGCUUUCUGAUAGCUCAGCUCCCCUGCAUGAUACUGCCGUAGCCACUUCCAAUGUCCCAGCAUAGUUAUCUCACUAAGAUGUUUUGGCCUCAAGCUUUAAUAUCAGAGAUAUCCUGAAAUAUUUGGUGACCCUCGUCUCUCCAUUCUUAUUUAAGAGUGGGCACUAAAUCAUGAUUGAAGCUCUGUGUGCCAGAAGCCCAUGUAGUUGCUCUGUUCCAAACUGUCUCCUUCCUGGGGACCUGAGGGUCCCUGUAGUAUUUUCCACUGCCAUGAGCACUCGUGUUCUUCUGCGUUCUAGAAUUGAGACCUUCAUUCACAAUAAUCACACACUGAAACCUUUUCCAGAGGAGGUGGGUGGGUUGAAGACUUUUGUUUCCUAUAUAUCUCCUUUGGAAGAUCCUCUUCAGUGGGGGAGAACACAGAGGAGAGGAGUAAUGAGAAGGAAAGUGGAAUGUGGUAUGAAUAGUUAGGAAAGGAGUUGCCACGCACUUAAGUAUAGGAGCUCCUAAGGAAAAGUGUGUAUUGUGGUUGGGUUGACGGAGUCUUAUGCUUUGCCACCCACAGUUGUCACAGCAGUGUCUCCCACAUCUGCCAAGUUCAGGGGGUAAAUCAUGGGGUUUGCAGCUAGUUCUGGGUUCAGGUCCAUGGAAAUUUUGGCAAAUUCCUUGACCUGUGAGAGCCUUAGUUUUCUCAUCUGUAAAAUGGGAAUAAUGAUAUCAUAGAACUGUUUUGGAAUUGGAAAUCAUGCAUGUAAUGUGUCUGGUAUAUACGUACUCCAUGAAUGAUAACCAUAGUAUUAGAAUUAUAUAUCCUUAGUGUACUAGCCAUCUCUUGACAGUUCUAGAUACAGCCAAGAGGAGGCAGAAGGAAUGGUAGAGAGGAGAAGGAUGCUUUUGGGUAUAUGGGAAUUACACAUAUAAAUAUGACAUUCAGGAUGUUUAUGGGCAUGGUGAUCACUGGAGGUGAAAGGAAGGAGCUCCUGGUGGUUCCUCAGACUUACAAUCCGUAUCAAAGACAUGAGCCAACAUUCACUGGGGAAGAGCCCAGAACAGGGCACCAGCCUCAGUUUCAUCCCUACCAUCUGCAGAACCUUGAAAAAACACUUAGCCAGUGAGACCCACAUUUGCCCUCCGUAACCUGCACUAGUGCACACCUGCAGAGGCAUGGGAUUGAGCCCUGGCCAGUAGGGCACGUGGAAGUUCUUCCCACCUAGACAGAGGCACCAUGAGGCUCCAACCCCCUUCAGCCUCCUCAUUCUCCAUUCAGGUUCUAAAGUCAGAGCCAAUGGCAGUGAGAAACUGAAAGUAGGGAUAGGAAGGUCCCACACCUUUCCCUGCUGGUGGGGUAUGAUGACACCAAGACAGCAGUGUCCCAGGCCUGGGUCUGUUCCUCCCCAUGAGUGUUCCCAGAAAAGGCCUUCAGUGUCCAGAGUGGCUCAGCUCUGCAAGCUGAUAAGAAAGUAGUGAAGUAAAAUAGUCUGAGUAGCACAUCCCUCUCCUGCCGGAGGCCAGGGCUCUUGUUGUGGUGUCAAAACUGGGGUACCAGGAGAGCAAACAUAUCAGAAUUGCUUAGCCUUCUCCAACCACUGUAUCCUCCCUUAUUCCUUGUGUAUCAGCCGUCCUGGUUUGCCACCCAAAGUCCCUCAUCCCCAAGCACACGUCAGGUUGGUCACCCUCCCCACCACUCACACUGGUGAAAGUUACCACCAAGGUGAUCCACUGAGCUUGCUGCGGGAGUGUGGCAGCCUUCAGCUACACGAGGUGGGGAAGAGUUGCCAAAGGGUCUGCUGGAAACGGGAGGCAGCAACUCUGCCCACCAGAAGGAGGUGCCUCAUCCCUCUUAAUUAAGUCUUCUUUGUUUUCAGGUCGGACAGCGUAAGCAGAUCCUGGAAUGACAUUUGUGAUUUAGUAGAAAAACUGUUGAAGAGGUUUACAAACCCUAACCUGCGGAUGUCCCUCAUCACCUACUCCUCAUACGGCAACGUUGUCCUAAAGCUCACCUCAGACAGAAAUGAGCUAAAACGUGGUCUUAAAAGACUUCGGGAUGUAGUGCCCUCAGGACCCAGAAACAUGCAGGCAGGAUUGAGAAAGGCAAAUGAGCAGAUUUCGAGAGUUUUCUACAAUAACAGGAAAGCUGCCAGCCUAGUUUAUGCUCUGACCGCUGGACCACUGCUGCCAUCGACAUUAGGGGAUGCUAAGAAUGAAGCCAGCAGGCUUCGGAAUAUGAAGACCAAGGUUUACUGCCUGGGUGUAAAAGACUAUCAGAGAGACCAGCUGAUUCAAAUUGUAGAAGGAAAGACCCACAUGUAUGAUGUGCCCAAAUCCAGUGAUAAGGAAGGCUUUAUUAUAUCGCUCGUGGGAAAUUCCUGUAAGGAAGUUAUGGGUGGGGACACAUUCUAUGCCUGUGUAAGAGAAUCCUACCAACUUGGGUUUUAUGCAUAUGGCCUAAGUCCAGACAGAAUGAAAGACUAUACUUGCAGAUAUAAGUUGGACAAAACCGAAGUCUUCACUAAACCACCUAACUCAGUGACUGAAGAAAAAAUAAUUUGCCCAGGACAUAUUUUUCUUAAGGCUGGACAGGUGGUCGUUGUUGAUUACUCUCUGGACCUGGGCAAUACCUGGAGUGAGAGAAGCUUGAAAAUCACCAGCAAGGACUGUCAUGAGACUGUGGAGCCCCCAGCUGUCCCAACUACAACCACAGUGACCACAAUGCCUACCACUGUCAGGACCAGUAGGACGACAACAAGGACGACGACGACCCCAACGCCUACAACUGUCAGGACCAGUAGGACGACAACAAGGACGACAACGACCCCAACGCCUACAACUGUCAGGACCAGUAGGACGACGACAAGGACGACGACGACCCCAACGCCUACAGCUGUCAGGACCAGUAGGACGACGACAAUAACGACGACGACCCCAACGCCUACAACUGUCAGGACCAGUAGGACGACGACAAGUACGACGACGACCCCAACGCCUACAACGGUCAGGACCAGUAGGACGACGACAAGGACGACGACGACCCCAACGCCUACAACUGUCAGGACCAAUAGGACGACAAGGAUGACGACAAGAACGAUGACAACGAAGACCACAGUGCCUACCGCUGUCACCAUGACAACUACCGUGACAACUGUUGUCACAACCACAGUGACUACAGUUGUCACAGAGGAGGAGACCACAGUGCCCAUGGUUGUCACCCAGAGCCCAGUUCCCAGCAAUCCUCUCUUGUACCCUACACUCAUCCCGUCCCUAGUCGUGAUACCGUUGCUGCUUGUCUGCAUCUGCUGCUGCAAGAGGAUCGUCAAGGAGCCACCACCAGCCCAGAAACCAGAAAAAAAGCCAUGCCCUGUACAGACCAGGGUGAUUGUCUCCUGCUGUGGGUGCCAAGAAGACAGGAUAAAACAGAUGGAGGGAAAACUGGAUACUUUUUACGACUUUGUCCAGCACUGCAGCCAGGUGCCAUUGAUGUGGUGUCCGCCCAGGGACACGGGGAGGUGCACCAAUUUCACCUUAAUGAAUCCCCACUGCACACAAAUGUUCUGCGGCCCAAAGAUCUGCCUUCAACCCAGCCAGGAGUGCUUCCCCCUCAGUAGCUGCUGUUCACAUGGUCAACAUCUCCCACCCACACGCUCUCAGUCACUCUCCAGGAUGCUGCCGCUGAUCCCUCCUACUGCCUGGAAGCUCUGCAGAAGUACUUUGUCACUCCCACCCCCAUAGACCAACAUCUAAAGCACCAAAAACACAAAAUUGUUAAGAGCCCCUUUUGUACUGAAUUGGACACAUAUAUUGUGUUUUGGUUUACAGUCAAAAGGAGUUGGGAUUUGUUGUUGAUUAGCAAGAGAGUUUGUUACCUGGUGAGCACUGCUCCACUGUAUGAGAUGCAGCUAUACUGCUCCGCCAGGACAAAGCACCCUGGUGUCCUGUGGAUGUAGACAUGAUGAGUCUCAUUCCCCACAGACAGGUCUUCAUCUGUCACCAUGGGUUGAGAUACGUGGGGUUUUAGCCAAAAUAUGCUCUUUCCAAAAAGCCCACAAUAUCUUUGAUGUAUGAAUACAGUCUGGUGUCCAUUA